GAGCCGCAUCGCCGUGGAGCUGGACGGCCGCAUCGACGCCAGAUUUCGACACCGGCAAUCCCGCCUCCUCCUAGAUUCCCUUGCUGAGGUUAUAGAAAUUUCGAAAGAGUGAUGUUUUAUUUCAGGUUGUCGCGUUUCCGACUGGAAUUAUGGCGUAGGGGGUCGGAAAUAGGAAAUGGAGUUAUCCACAUUUCAUUUCAUUCUUAGGAAAUCUAACGGGACAAUGUUGGAGUAGGUUAAUGGGAUGAAAAGCUUAAACUUUUCUUGUAAUUUGAGCGUUACUGACUUACAGCUGCUGUUUUAAAUUUCAGCACAUUUUUCAUUUCAUAGCGAGUUCUGGUGGGUUAUGGUAGAUUGGAACAUUGAGAUGGUUUGGGACUUUAUGCUUUCAGGAUGUUGCCAGCUUCUGUUUUCUUUAUCUACAGGAAUUUCGGAAUUUGUGCUGAUGACUUCCCGACCUUUAUAGAUGCUUAUCAUAGCAUCCUGGACACUGGGGAAAUAUUGUUGAGAGACUAGUUCAGAUAAAUCAUACCUAACACCGUGCAGAAUCCUCUUUGGGUUUCAGAGUUUACGAUUUUUAAAUGGGCAAGUAUCUUAGUUGUGUGUUAACUUUGGAAAUAAUGUUGUGAAAUUUUCUUUUUCUAUGCUGAGAAGACUAGGAUCUUUGAACACAAGUACUACACGCAUGGCGAGGAACGGUGCCAGACAUAUGUAAUGCUGAUAAGUGAAUCGCAUGAUUAAUGCUUCAACUUUUGCUGGGUGUUACCAUCCAGCGAGGGAGGGGGUUUCGGCAAUGGAAUUUGAUAAAAAGGGAGUAUACCUCGCAUCAGUGACAAUCUCAGGAUGUUUAACAGUGCAUGACUUUGAGACCUUAUACUGUUCCUUGUAUGGCCCAUCAUGUAGUUUACCAGAUGACUCAUCAAACUAUGUGCUCCAUAUAUCAAACUCAUUACCCCUAUGCGCUGUCCGAUGGAAUCCAGGAAAUCAAGACGAGAUUGUUUGCUCAUCUAGCCAAAGUGACAAAGUUUUAGUGUUCGAUAUUGGGUACGUCUCAUCUGCUCCGACAGAAGUUUUACAGAAAGGGAAGACCAAAUUUCACGGUCUCUGCUCUGAAUCCCGGAAGGGUCUUACUGAUCUAGCUUUUAUGUCAGAUGAUAAGUCACGGUUAUUUGCUUCUGGCCUUGAUGGUGCAGUCUACAUGUGGGACAGGCGGCUAAGUAAGACACACUGUCUUGAGCUUACAGCACUCCCAGAAUCUCAAUUUACCAAUGUCAAGCUAAAUAUGGAUAAUCGGACAGUGUUUGGCGCAACUAGAAAUGGCACUAUUCAUGCUUGGGAUACGCGUGGAGGGAGAGCAUCAGCUGCUUUUCAAAGCCAUAAUGAGGUCCAACCUUUAUCAUCAGUGAAGAUAUCAACGUUGUUGGGAAAAAUUGCAUCGCUGAAGGAACAAUCAAACAUUGUUUCAAGUGAAGUUCUGUCGAUAGACUUUAACCCCAGUUGCUCAUAUCAGUUGGCCUUCCAUCUUGAUGAUGGGUGGUCUGGGGUACUGAAUGUCAACACUUUCAGUGUUAGUCAUCUGCACUGCCCUCCUCCUGCUUGGUUGGAGGGUGUGGACUCUGUGUUGCAUAAGCGGAAAGGGACCUGGCUGUCGACAUCUUCAAUUUAUGCAGUCGGAUCUUCCUCCAAUAAUGGAAUGUAUGCACUGGAUUUUCAUCCAGAUACAAGCUCCGCAUGCCACGUCGACUACAAUUGUUUGCUGGGACGUAUGCGGAGAAGUUCCACAAUUUCAGCAACUUAUCGUUUUUUCUUGGCUCCGUUGAACAAAAAUAAAAAAGUUCCCUUGAAAAUAACUCUGGAUUCAGGUCAGUUUAUGCAUGAUGUUCAUUCUUGUUUCCUCACCUGGCUUUCCACGUUUCAGCGAGGAAACAAAAGGCUGCGAGGAAAAUCAACCUGCAGAAAACAAGUUUAUUCCCUUAUCUGAAAGGGUGCUUUCCUGUGCAGCCCAUCCACUCAGUCACACCAUAGUUUGUGGUACCGAG
Messenger RNA from Hordeum vulgare subsp. vulgare (domesticated barley), 2039 nucleotides. RefSeq lists its product as uncharacterized. Bases 734 to 1981 code for a protein of 415 amino acids. Gene Ontology annotation, molecular function: protein binding. The transcript is spliced from 15 exons. NCBI's taxonomy places the organism in Eukaryota, Viridiplantae, Streptophyta, Magnoliopsida, Poales, Poaceae. The record is from RefSeq and is a predicted model, not a curated record.